Molecule: messenger RNA, 1010 nt
Organism: Amborella trichopoda
Lineage: Eukaryota; Viridiplantae; Streptophyta; Magnoliopsida; Amborellales; Amborellaceae
Product: benzyl alcohol O-benzoyltransferase
Source: RefSeq, a predicted model, not a curated record
GAGUUCUCAGUUACUGUUAGUAAACCAAUGCUUGUAACUCCAUCAAGACCCACACCUUAUGAAAUCAAGCCUGUAUCCGACAUUGAUGACCAAGAAAGCCUUCGUUUCCAAAUGUCGGUGAUCGAAUUCUAUGGUAAGGACCCCAAAAUGGAUGGUCGAGAUCCCGCGAGAGUGGUGUGGGACGCGUUGUCUGAGUCGUUGGUCUAUUACUAUCCUUAUGCUGGGAGGUUGGUAGAGGGGGAGAAGAGGAAGUUGAGUGUGGAGUGCAGUGGAGAGGGGGUUUUGUUUGUGGAAGGGGAUGCUGAUGUGAGUUUGGAGGAGUUUGGGGAUGCUCUUCAUCCUCCUUUUCCUUGUUGGGAGAGGCUCUUGAUUCAUGUACCUGGUUCCGAUGGCGUCAUAGGAUGCCCAUUGCUCUUCAUUCAGGUGGAUCAGUGUUCUAAAAUACGACUUGGCCCAACUACUCCGAUUUUGGUGGAGGCGAGUUAUUCAGUCUGAGUCCAAUAAACUCCUCAAGUCGUGAACAAUAUUGUAAUAAAAAGAAGAUUAAAGAUUAUAUAAAGGUAAUUUGGAGAACUUUUCCAAAUGGGUUAAGGCAGUGUUUUAAAAAUCGUUGAGUGGGCACGGAAUCGGUCGAUUCAAAUCGGGAGUCGAUCAUCCCGUGUCGGUUCUUAAUUCUUCUGUAAAGAAGGGAAUCAUCCGGUUCUAGUGAUUCUGUAUAGUAAAUCGCUCAAGAGAAUCGCUCGGUUCUAGCGAUUCUGUAUAGUAAAUCGCUCAAGACCCGCCCAAUUCUUCUUACAGUCAAGGGCGUAGUCCUGAUUCUGUAUAGUAAUGGUUCUUCAUUCUUAUGUAAAGAAGGGAAUCGUCGGAUUCUAGCGAUUCUGUAUAGUAAAUCACUCAAGACCCGCACAAUUCUUCUUACAGUCAAGGGCACAAUCCCAAUUCUGUAUAGUAAUGGUUCUUCAUUCUUCUGUAAAGAAGGGAAUUGCCCAGUUCUAGCGAUUAUGUAUAGU